AUGUUUUUCGAAAGUUUUCUUCUAAAUCUCUCAGUAAUCGUCGUGCUCAUAAUCGCCCUAAUCAUCGACUAUGUGACCAAAUUCUUCAGCUACUGGUACGUCCGGCAUGUGCCUUACAAAUCAUCCAUCCCCUUCUUUGGCGGCGACUACCACAGGGUCCUCGGAAUCAGGAGCAGCACUGAAGAUGCCAACAUACUAUACGCCAAACACCCCAAAGAUAAGUAUGUCGGCCGUGUCAAAUGCAGGAUUCCCGACCUGAUAGUGAAAGAUCCCGAUACAGUAAAGAGGAUGUUGUCAACGGAUUUCGCAAAUUUCCAUAGCCGAGGUCUCUCCUUGGACAAAUCUCAGGAUGUUUGUUUACGAGACAAUUUGUUUUACGCCGACGGAGAAAAGUGGACCCUAUUGCGCGAAGGCUACGAUUCUUUAUUGAGUAACAUGAACUGUGAAUUGGAGAGUUUGAGUGACUGUUUGCCGGGAACAAAUGGUGAUGCUAACGUUCAAGAGAUUUUGUCGAAGGUAUUGGAUAAAGUCUUCGAGGAUUUACUUCUUGGUAGCGGUGGAGGGUCAGUUGUAAAGGAAGUGAGAUCAGCAAUACAAAGGCGCACUUUGAUAGAGAGAUUUAAGAGUUAUCUUAAAGACAUUUUCCCGUCUUUGUACAUUAUGUUUGGGUUAACAACGAUCUUUGGAGAGCCCUCAUCUAAAACAAAGAGUGUAAUCGAAAAGUCAAAAGUCCUGUCGCAAAUUAAGAACUUGGGUAACGUGUAUCAACUUGGGAUCAAAGAAAAGAAUAGAAAGCGGCAUUCCGAUGUCGAAUUUGCUUAUUCAAUAAUUUCCUCAUUCAUAACCGAGGGGUACAUACCGUGCCUGAAUGCAUUGACCGCAUUGAUUUAUGAACUAGCAUUGAAUCCAGAGGUGCAAGAGAAAUCUAGGAAUUCGGUUGCAAAACACAAUAGAGAUGAAUAUUUGGACGUGGCUAUUAAGGAGGCUUUGAGGCUGCACCCUCCAUAUUCAAUAAUUUCAAGACAAUGUACGAAAACAUAUCACCCUGAAGGUGGAAUACUGAUUGAUAGGAAAAUAACUAUCAAUGUUCCUGUGAUGGCUUUGCACCGUGAUGAAGAAAACUACAUCAAUGCAAAUUCUUUCAAUCCUGAUAGAUUCUUGGAUGACGAAGGAGCAUCGAAGCAUUGUUACGCUUAUCUGCCUUUUGGAGCCGGUCCCAGGAAAUGCAUCGGUGAGCAGUUGGCCUUGAAGUUGAUUAAAAGUAUAAGCAAGGCAGUUCUUAAUAAGUACGAAAUUGAGCCUUGUGCUAAGACACCAUCAAAAUUGACUAUGGUGGACCAUAACUUUGGGAGAGUAGUCGAUAGGGAUAUCUGGCUCAGAUUUAAGGUGAGAGCUUAA
Messenger RNA from Spodoptera littoralis (African cotton leafworm), 1398 nucleotides. The record is from the annotation of a GenBank genome assembly. Lineage: Eukaryota; Metazoa; Arthropoda; Insecta; Lepidoptera; Noctuidae.